UUCAUGGAUGCAUCGAUUAGGGCUUAAAUAUUGGCAGUGGCGGAUGGCGACACAGAGAAGCCAGGAAUCCUCCAUGUCAGGUUUUUGACUUUACACCGACGCUGGCGUGUCUCUAUUCUUCCUCCUCUCCUCUCCUCUCCGAUGAUCCUUCGUCCCUUCGGUCUCUUCAGCAAUCUGUAUGGUCGUUUCCUGAAUGAGGAAUCCGUCGCCGUCUGCCUCCUGUCUGUAUCCUCCCUCGCUCUCGCUCUCUUUCGCUUUCUUCAUCUUUCGCUACCAGCUCUGUUCCCUCUCGUCAUCACCACUAGUUGCUCAAUUUAGGUUUAUAUAUCGAAAAGAUCGAUUCUUUCGCUGUUGAUUCCAUUUCUCUGAUUCCAAGAGGCUCAAAGGUACAUUUGGCUAGUUUGACAAAGAAUUCAUUUACCUGUAGACCGCUAAAGACUUGGUCAGUUAAUUGUACGUGAAAAAUUAAGGAAGAUGGGUUCUGAAGGGCCCUCCACGGUAACCAUUCAUGUUACUGGAUUUAAGAAAUUCCAUGGGGUAUCUGAGAAUCCAACAGAGAUAAUUGUCACAAAUCUGAAGGGGUUCAUGCAAAAGAAAGGAUUGCCAGAGGGUCUUGUUCUUGGUAGUUGCAAUGUUCUCGAGACAGCUGGAGAGGGGGCGCUUCCUCAUCUUCAUGAAGUAUUUCAGUCUGCUGUUGCUGGGAAAAAUAAUGAAACAUCCAAUGGGGGCCAAAUCAUCUGGCUGCAUCUUGGAGUAAAUAGUGGUGCUACAAGGUUUGCUAUUGAGAAUCAAGCAGUCAAUGAGGCAACCUUUCGCUGUCCAGAUGAGAUGGGAUGGAAACCUCAGAAAGUUGCAAUUGUACCUUCUGAUGGAAGCAUCUCACAGGUUCGAGAGACUUCUCUUCCUGUCAACGAAAUUGUUAAGAACUUGUCGAAGAUGGGAUAUGAUGUAAUGCCUUCUGAUGAUGCUGGUCGAUUCGUUUGCAACUUUGUGUACUACCAUUCUCUGCGGUUUGCUGAGCGCAACAGAAUCAAGUCUCUCUUUGUGCAUGUUCCCCUGUUCUCGACAAUUGAUGAGGAAACCCAGAUGGAGUUUGCUGCUUCCCUUUUGAAAGUGCUUGCCUCGUUUCACUAGUACUACUCUCAUCUUUCUCAUCGAGUCAGGUCCCCAUAAAUAGUGUCUCUCUUAUUUGGACCUGUCGACAUGUCUUGAAGUACAAUCGACUUAUGGCAUCCUCACGUCGCGGACGAUAAACAGACAAUAUAAUUCCUCUAAAAGGGGGUAUUUUGUGUGUAAUUGCUGUGUUCCUCUGUGCAGAAAGAUGGUGGAUGGAAUUGAACAUUGCUUCAA
This is a messenger RNA of Musa acuminata AAA Group (dessert banana), 1350 nucleotides long. RefSeq lists its product as uncharacterized. NCBI's taxonomy places the organism in Eukaryota, Viridiplantae, Streptophyta, Magnoliopsida, Zingiberales, Musaceae. Gene Ontology annotation, molecular function: pyroglutamyl-peptidase activity. The transcript is spliced from 5 exons. Gene Ontology annotation, cellular component: cytosol. Gene Ontology annotation, biological process: proteolysis. The coding region runs from base 475 to 1134 and encodes 219 amino acids. The record is from RefSeq and is a predicted model, not a curated record.